AUGCCUGCCGAAACCAAGAUGGACGACUUCGUAAUGGCAAGUUGCUGGCCUAUGCCUUCAACUGACCUUUCAGAUCUGCCUCCCAGCAACCUUACGAAGAAUGAGGGAGAUGCUGAAGAUGAUUCUGCAGUCACGUCCCUGGCCGUCAGCAAGGAGUGGUUCUGGCCUGUCGGCGCGUGGCUCCAUGUGCGCUUCAUGAACAAGGAACCCAACCCUCGUUACGAGAAAAUGGUGAAAGACGCGGCGAAGAUCUGGGAAAAGUAUGCAAACAUACACUUUGUGUUUGAUAAUGCAGAAAACGCCGAGAUUCGUAUUCUCUUUGACAGCAAGUUAAAGGGGGGUCAAUCGUUCAUUGGAAGACAUCGACGAGAUGAAACACCAAAGGAGGAAUCGACAAUGGUGUUGGGCCUGACAUUGGAUGAUGGGCUGUUUCGAAGGACGGCGUUACAUGAGCUUGGCCAUGCACUCGGUUGUAUCCAUGAGCAUUCCAGUCCAGCAGCCGAGAUUGAAUGGAACAAAGAGGAGGUCAUUAAAUGGUAUGCAACGCAGAAACUGUCGGCAAGUUGGGUCGAAAACAACAUCUUCAAACACUACCAAAAGAGCCCCUCGAUUCAGACGUCCACGUUUGACAAUCGGUCCAUCAUGAUAUACCGCAUAUGUCCGGGGUGGGCACAAAACGUUCCCUACAUCGAUUGGCCCAAUGAGCUGUCUGAUAGGGACAAGAUGCUUAUCCAGAGGAUCUACCGCUCCAACAAGCGAACGACGGAGUUUGGGAUCUUCGAUACGCAAGAAAAGGGAGGAAAGAAGAAGCCUCAGUUACACCAUGUCAAGAGCGUUCCACUUCAGAACCCAGACGACAAAGCUCUGGACAUUACGCUUGGACUCACCAAGUUCGAUCUUGAGUGUAACGAUGGAAUACAAGAUGUGCAGCUCAAGGCAUAUGCGGAUGCCAUCGAGACGACGAGCUUCAAUCUCAACCUCAGCUCUGUGGAAAGCGGCCGUCUAUACGCCGCCGCAGCAAUCUCUCUGGCGAGCGAGCAGCACAACUCCUCCAUUCAGACCGGCUGCUACACCACGAGCCGGGAAGAUACUCAAGACGGCGUGGAGUACGUGACACCCAUCAAGUUCAAAGACGCCUUCAACACGGUACCAGAAGUUGUUGUCUGGCUCAAGGGCUUCCACUUCAAAUCAGGAGAAUGCUUCAAUCUCCAUGCCACAGCAGACAACAUUACCAGCACCGGAUUCAAGCUGCACGUCGAAACAUGGGACAAUGCUGCCCUUGAAAGUGCCGAGGUGUCGUGGAUUGCCUACGAAAAGGACCCUCCUGGCAUCCGCUCCGGCAAGAUCGAGUUCCACAACUUCAAAGAGCGGGAUGCGGAUGCCAACCCGCAUCAUAUCAAAGAGAAAUAUCGGGCCAAGCAGAUUCAACUCGACGAAUGGCGCCCUCAGAGCGUGUAUGCCGCUGUUUCCAAGUUUGAAUUUGAAAAGGGCCAUAACCCGCGGCUGGAAAUCACCACGACGCUGGGGCGGUCUUCGUUUGAAGUCGAGGCGGUGACGUGGGAGGAUAGUCGAUGUCAAGCGGUGGAGGUGUCGUAUUUGGCUGUUUGCAUCUGA
Molecule: messenger RNA, 1614 nt
Organism: Trichoderma reesei QM6a
Lineage: Eukaryota; Fungi; Ascomycota; Sordariomycetes; Hypocreales; Hypocreaceae
Exons: 1
Coding region: 1-1614 (537 amino acids)
Biological process (GO): proteolysis; cell-cell adhesion
Cellular component (GO): phagocytic vesicle; protein complex involved in cell adhesion; cell surface
Molecular function (GO): N-acetylgalactosamine binding; polysaccharide binding; oligosaccharide binding
Source: RefSeq, a predicted model, not a curated record